AUGUCCAACGAGAUCACUUCCAUCUCGACCAAGGUUGCCCCUGAGGGCUACCUUGAUACCUUUUUACCGUUUAUUCAACUUCCUCCCGAACUCAGAUGCAUAAUUCAAGAGUUCGCUAUUCGAGACUGCCAAAGAGGUGCCCACUUCUUUUCAACUUCCAAGCGCCCAAGCAGAAGUGGCCGUACUACAGGUCACUCUCAUCUCGACAUUGAGGAUAUCUAUGGAUUCGAACUUACGGCGCCCAAGUCCCAAACCGAGCCGAAUUCCGUCCAAGACUGGUUUGUGGGUAACCCAUCGGCUUAUGUUAAGGAUGUCGCUCUCUGGACAAUGUGCUGGGAAUCUCGCGACAUCAUAAUUAAACGAUAUAAACAACUUGACAAACAUAUGGGUCCAAGCUCAGGGUCAACCGAAGUCAGCCAAUUUGUAUCUUGUCAAUUCACACGGAAUAAGGACAAAUGCCAGUUCAAGGUCUCACCAGCGCAAGAUCUCUUUUGCAUCCAGAUACACCACGGUCGGGACCCAUGGUACAUAACGCCAUUUUAUAGGCUCCCAGGGAGUUCACGUGUAACGAAAUUCACGAAUACGGCAAUAGAAUACGAUACAAAUUGGUUGAAAUCGUGGGAACCUGGCUUUGACGAGCAGUGCUUGGAGAACAGCCCCAGGGGGUGUUUUAUCCGGACUCUCUGGGCAGUGGCAGAGGGGAGAAUGCCCGCUGGCUGCCAAUUUUGGAUCAUCGACCGCAACAUUCAGAGGAGAGACAAGCCACGGUCAACGCCUAUCCCUUCUGAAGAUUCUGAAGACGACAAUGCCGACGAACAAGAGAAGCCAAAGCCAUUGGUAUUCCAGGGCCUUGACAGGCGAUAUGUCGAGGUGCGAGGCCUGGAAGAGUGCAAUUGGGACGCCUUGACACAGAAUACGGUGUUUCACUUCCUCCACUGGCUCCAGAUGAGGGCAGGCUUUAAUGUUCACUGGAUGAUGAGGCAUCGCGGCCGGUUUGAGCGGGACAAACCACGGCUUCAACACCGUGAUUUGGAUGAGAUGGUCAAGGUUCUGUGCGAGGAGAAGCUAUAG
Molecule: messenger RNA, 1071 nt
Organism: Trichoderma aggressivum f. europaeum
Lineage: Eukaryota; Fungi; Ascomycota; Sordariomycetes; Hypocreales; Hypocreaceae
Exons: 1
Coding region: 1-1071 (356 amino acids)
Source: RefSeq, a predicted model, not a curated record